This is a messenger RNA of Durusdinium trenchii, 1152 nucleotides long. Lineage: Eukaryota; Dinophyceae; Suessiales; Symbiodiniaceae. The record is from the annotation of a GenBank genome assembly.
GCUCGAAGCGCUGGCUCAUUUCAUUUUUUGAUUCUACGAGGGGUGCCAGCUUUGGCUUCAUCCUUGAUGCGAAGCCAAUGGGGAAUUGCCAAUGUUUCGAAGGCUUCGGCAUCCCCAAGAAGGAGAGCUUCAAAGUUUGCAUAUGCGGCGGUGCAACCAGCAUAGGUCAGCAGUUGGCACUUCUCAUGGCUACAAACACCAUGGUCAAGGAGCUCUCUGUCUAUGAUCUGGAGGGCGGCAUGGUCCCUGCAGAAGGGGUGGCCACUGACCUGUCCCAUCUCGAGUUUCCAUGCAGAGUCAAAGCCUAUUCCCUGCCUGCUCAGGCAAGACCGGUGAAAGACUUGCCGGCAGCCUGCUUGGAGGGCUGUUCACUGGUGCUUGUCACUGCAGGAGUUCCUCGGAAGCCCGGACAGAGCCGGAAGGACUUGCUUCAAGUGAACGCGGGAAUCGCAAAGCUAGUUGUGGAGGCAUGUGCAAAGCGAUGCCCAGAGGCGAUCGUGGGGCUCAUCGUGAACCCUGUAAAUUCUGUGGUGCCUGCCAUGGCGAGGCUCUACGAGAAGAAAGGCUUGGAUCCCAGGAGGAUCAUCGGCGUCACUACGCUGGAUGUGGUCCGAGCCAACAAGUUUGUCUUCGAAGCGACUGGCGCGCCGGUGGAUUCCAUAAACGUGCCUGUGAUUGGCGGACACGCCGGCAAGUCAGUCUUGCCGCUUUUCUCACAGGAGAAAGCCUGUGCUGAUCUCUCGCUGGAGCUCCGGAAGUCAUUGGAUGUCCGAGUUCAAGAUGCAGGAGCAGAAAUUGUGCGUGCGAAGUGUGGGAAGGGCAGCGCCACACUCUCACUAGGUUAUGCUGGGUACUUGCUGGGCAGUGCUGUGCUAAAUGGCUUGGCGGGAAAUCGCACCACGGAGUGCGCCUUCGUCAAGUCCAAUGUCACGGAGCUGCCGUACUUUGCGUCACCGGUCACUUUUGGGCCUCGGGGCGUUGACCGUGUGCACCAGCUGCCACGUCUGGACAACUACGAGAAGGAGCGCUUAAAGGAAGCAAAAUCGAUUCUUCAAGCUGAGAUCAAAAUGGGCCUGGACUAUGCGGAGAGCACUGACCUGGCGAUCUGAGCAAUGGCCCGACAGACCACGUAGAAGACACCGGAAACGGCCC